Molecule: messenger RNA, 2242 nt
Organism: Symsagittifera roscoffensis
Lineage: Eukaryota; Metazoa; Xenacoelomorpha; Acoela; Convolutidae
Product: cystathionine beta-synthase-like
Exons: 5
Coding region: 311-1987 (558 amino acids)
Cellular component (GO): cytoplasm
Molecular function (GO): cystathionine beta-synthase activity
Source: RefSeq, a predicted model, not a curated record
AACAUACCAUCAGAAGCUACAUUGACAAAACUACGCGCCGGCAAUUUGGUAUCAGCUGAUUAUUUUCAUUAGCUUAUGGUCAACAAUCAUCAAACAUUUGAAGACCUAGUUGACGAAUUAAUGUGCUGCUGCUGCGUAAUCGGUCGCAUAUUCAUUUCUACAAGUUUUUGCCUGUUUAAAUGACCUGUCCUCAUUAAACACUUGUUUUCUGAUACAUAUUAACACAAAUUUGUGUAAAAUUUUACUUCUAAUUUCAAACUUACAACUUAUAAAUUUAUAACUUAUAAACUUAUAACUUAUAAUCGAAUUUAUGACAUCUGUGGUUGACCAAAUGGGAGACUCAUGUCCCCAAUCCAGUCCCCGAAAGAAAUCGUCUUCUUCAGCCCCUCUUUCGGACACCUCCGAACAGGACUCCAAGGUUAAAGAAAUCUGGAGCGAUUCAUCGAUUGAAUGGAAAGCACCCGAUCGACCGAGUCGCUGUACUUGGCAUUUGGGAGUAAACCCCAAGGACUCCCCCCACAAUCACAUUCCGGUUUCGAAGCCAGAGCAACUGAAGACAGUGCAGACAUCCACGGAUCUGAUUGGGCUGACUCCGAUGGUUCGUCUGAACAAUAUUGAGAAGUCGGAGAAGUUGGAUGUCGAGUUGUGGGCCAAGUGUGAAUAUAUGAAUGCCGGGGGUAGUAUCAAAGACAGGAUUGCGAAGCGGAUGGUGGAUGACGCUGAGAAGGCGGGUGUUCUCAAAGAAGGAUCCACCAUCAUAGAGCCUACUUCUGGCAACACUGGCAUUGGACUGGCACUAGUGGCUGCUGUGAAGGGAUACAGGUGCAUCAUCGUCAUGCCGGAGAAAAUGAGCAACGAAAAGGUGAAUAUUCUCCGCGCCUUGGGAGCUGAAAUUGUCCGGACCCCGACAUCUGCCCGGUACGACAGUCCCGAAUCUCACAUCAGCGUCGCCCAAAAACUAUGCCAGCAGAUUGAAAAUUCAGUCAUUUUAGACCAGUACACAAACGCUUCCAACCCUCUUGCUCACUAUGACGAAACGGGCGAGGAGAUCUUGAUCCAAAUGGAUCACAAAAUCGACGCAAUCGUACUCAGUCCAGGAACCGGAGGAACUGUAACCGGAAUAGGUCGGAAACUCAAAGAGAAAAUACCUGAAAUCAAAGUAGUUUGCGGCGACCCUUAUGGUUCGAUUUUGGCGCCAGCAGAAAUGAAUUCGGGCGGGAAAAAUGAAGAAGGGUUCUACGAGGUCGAGGGAAUUGGGUAUGAUUUUGUUCCGACUGUGCUGGAUCAAAGUGUGGUCGAUGUGUGGUAUAAAACAGCAGAUCCGGAGUCGUUUGAAUGUGGUCGGAAACUUAUGCGUCAGGAAGGGUUGCUAGUUGGAGGUAGUUCUGGGACUAUUUUGUCAGUGGCGCUCCAGCAGGCGAGGAAGAUGCCGAAGGGAUCUCGACUCGCGAUGGUGUUUCCUGACUCCAUCAGAAACUACAUGACCAAGUAUCUCUCAGAUGACUGGAUGAUUGAAAGGAGUUUCAUGGAAGAUCCUCUCGAACAGACCGAGAAAUGGUGGCGCAAAAAGUUGGUGAGCGACCUUCCAGCUGUCAUCCCAGAGACGGUCGGACCCACAGUCCCAUGCCAGACAGUGCUGACUCGGAUGCGAGACCUGGGAGUAGACCAGAUCCCGAUAGUCCAGUCGGACGGAAACAUCGUCGGCGUCGCUACUCUCGGAAACAUCAUGGCCAAGGUCAUAGCCGGUGUCACUCAGGAAUCAAGUCCGGUAUCCGAAGUUAUCUAUCGCCAGUUCUGCAAGGUGUCUCAAAGUUGUACUUUGGGAAAGAUAUCCAAAAUUUUGGAAUCGCACUCUUUUGCACUGGUGGUGAAUAGUCAGAAGUGCUGGAAUGACGACAAUUCAUUCAAGACGAAAGAGAUGAUAGUUUCGAUUGUGACCAGAAUUGACCUGAUGAAUUACAUUGUGAGCAAUCAGUUCAACCAAUAAAUUAUUUUUAAAAGUAAGUUAAAAGCGCUGGAAUUAAAAACUUUUGACAGUAAAAUCAAUGGUAGAUUCGUUACAAGAGACGCUUUGUGUUAUUAUUUGAAUAGUAUAUUUUGCAAUUAAACAAUUUUGCAGCAGUUUGAUGAUCAUUUGUAGAAAAUAGCUAUUAGAUUUAUGUAAAAGCAAAUCAAGAUAAUUUACAAUUUAUUUGGUUCCAUAACGGUGCCGGCAUAAACUUGGACAGAAAGCUAAUUAAUA